AUGUCUUCCGAAGCUGCUAAAAAACAACCUAGAACAUUAUACGAUAAGGUUUUCGAUGCGCACGUUGUGCACAAGGACCCAUCAGGAUCAUAUCUUCUAUACAUUGACCGUCACUUGGUUCAUGAGGUUACUUCACCUCAGGCAUUUGAAGGUUUAAGAAAUGCAGGCCGUACUGUGAGAAGACCAGACUGCACCUUGGCAACUGUUGACCACAAUAUUCCUACUGACUCAAGAAAGAAUUUCAAGAGCAUCUCCACGUUCAUCAAGCAGGGAGACUCUAGAUUGCAGGUGGAAACUUUGGAGCAGAAUGUCAAAAGGUACAACAUUCCAUUCUUUGGAAUGACCGAUACCAGACAGGGUAUUGUUCAUAUUGUUGGUCCUGAGCAAGGAUUCACUCUUCCAGGUACCACUGUUGUUUGUGGUGACUCUCACACUUCCACACAUGGUGCCUUUGGUGCAUUGGCAUUUGGUAUUGGUACCUCAGAGGUCGAGCAUGUUUUGGCCACACAAACCAUUAUUCAGGCUAGAUCAAAGAACAUGAGAAUUCGGAUUGAAGGUGAUCUCGAGCCAGGUAUCACCUCUAAGGAUCUUGUUUUGCACGUCAUCCACGUGAUUGGUACCGCCGGUGGUACGGGUUGCGUUAUUGAAUUUGCUGGUAAGGCCAUCAGAAACCUUUCGAUGGAGGCUAGAAUGUCUAUUUGUAACAUGUCUAUAGAGGCCGGUGCAAGAGCUGGUAUGAUUCAGCCUGAUGAAAGAACCUUCGAAUACGUUAAGGGAAGACCAUUGGCUCCAAGAGGUGCUGAAUGGGAGAAGGCUCUUGCAUACUGGAAAACGCUUUAUUCCGACGAGGGAGCCAAGUUUGAUCGUGAGGUUGUGAUUCAGGCCAAGGAUAUCAUUCCAACUGUCACCUGGGGUAACUCUCCACAGGAUGCAUUGCCUAUCACAGGAAAGGUUCCAGAUCCAGCUACGAUCGAAGAUCCUUCCGCAAAGAGUAGUUGCAUUGCCGCUUUGGAAUACAUGGGCUUGAAGCCAAACACUCCUUUGAAGGACAUCUACGUGGAUAAGAUUUUCAUUGGUUCGUGCACAAACUCCCGUAUUGAGGAUCUUCGUGAAGCAGCAAGGGUGGCUCGUGGACACCAUAUUGCUAAGAACAUUAAAAGAGCAUUGGUUGUUCCAGGUUCCGGUGCAAUUAAGAAGGAGGCUGAGGAAGAAGGACUCGACAAAAUUUUCAAGGAUGCUGGAUUUGAAUGGAGAGAGGCCGGAUGUUCUAUGUGCUUAGGUAUGAAUCCGGAUAUCUUGGACCCAUACGAGAGAUGCGCAUCCACCUCAAACAGGAACUUCCGUGGAAGACAAGGUGCUCUUUCAAGAACGCACUUGAUGUCACCGGCUAUGGCUGCUGCAACUGCAAUCUUGGGUCAUUUCUCUGACAUUAGAGACUUUGACUAUAUUGACAGCGUCGAUAAGCCAAAACUUCCUCUUAGUAGCGCUGAGGAAUUGGAGAGGCUUCAAAUUGAAAAGCGUGAGCUUGAUGAGGACUUGGCAGAGCCAGCUGCUCCUCACGAUGGAGUGGAUGAUAGCGCAAAGGUUACGGAAGAAAUUUCUUCAGAACAGUCAAAGGAUGGAAAGUCAUCUGGAAUGGAGAAGUUUGUUACAUUAACGUCUGUGGCUGCUCCAUUGACAAAGGAGAACAUCGAUACUGAUGCUAUCAUUCCAAAGCAGUUCUUGAAGACUAUUAAGAGAACCGGUCUACGGAAAGGUCUCUUCUACGAAUCGAGAUUUGCCAAAGAUGCAAACGGAAAAAUGGUUCCUACGGACUUUGUUCUUAAUGUGGAUCCAUACACUCAUGCUAAGAUUUUGGUGGUAACAGGUAAAAACUUUGGAUGUGGAUCAUCCAGAGAGCACGCUCCUUGGGCAUUGAAAGACUUUGGUAUCAGAUCCAUCAUUGCUCCUUCAUUUGGUGAUAUCUUCUACAACAACUCCUUCAAGAAUGGUUUGUUGCCAAUCAGACUUCCUCAGGAGGUCAUCGAGAAAAAGCUUUAUCCAUUGGCUGUUGCCAAGAAGGAGCUUACUGUGGAUCUUCCAAAUCAACAAAUCAAAGGCCCAGAUGGAUCUGUUUUGGUUGACAACUUUGACGUCGAAGACUUCAGAAAGCAUUGCUUGUUGAAUGGUCUCGAUGAUAUUGGAAUUACAUUACAGAAGGUCAAGUUCAUCGACGAUUAUGAGAAGAUUAGAAAGAGUAAGUUCUCAUUCUUGGAGGGUGGCUCUAAGAGAUUAAUUUCUCCGGUUGGGGAGGUCAACAAGUCGAUACAUGGGGCUAAAGAAUCUGAAUGGUGA
Messenger RNA from Brettanomyces bruxellensis, 2334 nucleotides. RefSeq names its product 3-isopropylmalate dehydratase (gene LEU1). Gene Ontology annotation, biological process: L-leucine biosynthetic process. Gene Ontology annotation, cellular component: 3-isopropylmalate dehydratase complex. The transcript has a single exon. The coding region runs from base 1 to 2334 and encodes 777 amino acids. Lineage: Eukaryota; Fungi; Ascomycota; Pichiomycetes; Pichiales; Pichiaceae. The record is from RefSeq and is a predicted model, not a curated record. Gene Ontology annotation, molecular function: 3-isopropylmalate dehydratase activity; 4 iron, 4 sulfur cluster binding.